AAUCUCAGUCCUCGUGCGAUCAUUGGAAUGGAAGCUUCUUUAUAGAUUAGUGCAACUCGCGGCCCGGUUUGUGCGGUAGAAAAUUAUUCGGUUGAGAUCUUUUUUUUCGCAUUUCCUAAUUUGGAAUAAAAGUUAGAUUCCACUCGCGCUCGAGCUAAUAAAGUCUUAUUCUAGUGCUAGUGGCGAGGCACGCGAUUUUUAGAAGUGCUUUUUUCGUUCCCUGCUGAAAGAAUAUUAUUUCAUUUCGUGAUUAAGACAGUAUCGCUGAGGGUGCUAAAUCGUUGGAAAAAGUAAUAAAUUGUAAAUCUGACAAAAGGAAACUGCGCUCACGUUUUUUCUUUGCGCUCGCGUUUGAGGAAGAAAGUCCGACCAAGUGGAAUACAUCUUGGUUCCGUACAUUUAACAACAGUUCCGGACGGCAGCGUGUGAAGGGAAGUGAAACGAAACAAUGGUAUCGGAGACGACGAAGACGACCGAAGGCAGCUCGGCAGCAGGACAGUCUUCCGGUUCCGUGGCAACCGGCGGGGCAAACGACGUCGUCGUCGGCAGCAAGGAAGUCCCCGGAGGAAUUUGUCCAGUGUGCAAUCAACCGGCUAAGAAGCGCUGCUCCGGGUGCAGUUCUGCGUACUAUUGCAGCGUCGACCAUCAAAGGCAGGACUGGAAGCAUCAUAAAAAUGUUUGCCAUCCAUUCAAAAUAUGCAGUGAUGAACGCUAUGGCCGGUAUCUGGUGGCCACAAAGGACAUCAAGGCCGGGGAGGUCGUCCUGAAGGAAUCGCCACUGGUACAAGGACCGGCUCAGAUAACGGGACCCGUCUGUGUGGGCUGCCUCGAGGGCCUGAAGGAAAACCAAUUUCUGGAGUGCGAAAGGUGCGGUUGGCCUGUUUGCAAACGGGAAUGCCAGAACAAUCCGAGUCAUCUGCCGGAGUGCAAAUUCACCAUCGCUCGCGGUAGCAAGAUGUCGCUGCAGCAUUUCUACGUUCCACAUCCGGGUUAUCAGUGCGUGACCGCCUUGCGGUGCCUGCUGAUGGCUCAGUACGAACCGACCAAAUGGCAAGCGCUAAGUAAACUUGAGUCCCAUGAUGAACAGCGCCGUGGAACGGAACAGUGGCGUAACGAUCGAACUUUUGUGGCCAGUUUUAUCCCUAGAUUCUUCAAGUGCGAAAACAAAUGGACUGAAGAUGAAAUAUUGAAGGUGGUUGGUAUACUGCAAGUGAAUGGCCAUGAGAUUCCUCUAACGGAACCGCCAUCGGUGGCUGUCUACAAUAAUGCCUCGAUGAUUGAACACUCCUGCCGGCCGAAUCUGUCCAAGAGUUUCACCAGCAAAAAAGAGAUUGUCUUCUGGGCUCCGAGUGCCAUCAAAAAGGGUGAACGGCUGAGCAUCUGCUACACGGACGUCCUUUGGGGCACGCCCAGUCGAAUGGAACACCUGCAGCAGACCAAGCUGUUCCGAUGCUCCUGUGCCCGGUGUUUGGAUCCGACGGAAUUUGGCACCUACUUCAGCGCCCUGAAGUGUUCCGGGUUCAAGAAGGACUCGGACUGCAACGGGCUGUUGCUUCCGGAAAAUGCCAGCAACUGGUUCGGUAGUUGGAUAUGCAACAAAUGCCGUAGUUUGGUGGAUGUGAAGGAAAUUUCCAAUAUAAUGGACAGGGCCCGAGUGGAUCAGAAAGCGAUGCAAAAAUCGAACGAGGAACACUGCAGCAAGUAUAUUGCCCACUACUCAAGGUGGCUCGCACCGAAUCACCACUUCAUCGUGGACGUAAAGUUGUCCUUUUCGCAAAUUAUCGGCGGCGGUCCACCACCGGAAGCGAUCCAGAAAAUUUCCGACGAGAAGCUAAUGACCAAAAUUAAAUAUUGCCAGGAUUUGAUUGGUCUGUUCGAGAAAAUAUGCCCAGCUGAAGCCCGAGUUAUUGGUGCCACCAGAUUUGAGCUGCAUGCUGCCUUGGCCGAGUUUGGCCGUCGAGGAGUGGAAUCUAAGAAUCCAGCCGUUCGCAGUGCCAUGGAGGACUCGCUGUUCAAUGCCAAAGAGUGUGUCCGGAUGUUGUCCCAUGAGCCGAGUGAACUUCCGGAAAGUAAGAUCUGUGAACAGGCCCGUAUCAAUGUGGAUUCGAUAAAUGUUCUGUUGGGUUUGAAGGAGGGUUAGGUCAUAGCUGUGUGGAAUAUUUUUGAUAAUUUUGUUUUUCCCAAAAGACAUAUUUGUGUCGAUAGUUGUAGCUGAUAGUUAAGAGCAACAUUUGUAUGCUAUGCAAUGUACGAACUGCUUUUGUAAAAGUUAUCACCUGAAACGAUUUUCAAAUAAAAUACUCAUAAAAUGUUUGCUGAAAA
Messenger RNA from Uranotaenia lowii, 2322 nucleotides. RefSeq names its product SET domain-containing protein SmydA-8-like. Gene Ontology annotation, molecular function: protein binding. The record is from RefSeq and is a predicted model, not a curated record. NCBI's taxonomy places the organism in Eukaryota, Metazoa, Arthropoda, Insecta, Diptera, Culicidae. The transcript has 6 exons. Bases 449 to 2140 code for a protein of 563 amino acids.